AUGUCGGCUGUCUUCCGUACUCUGGCCGCGAUGACGCGAAGUGUUGCCCAGGCCAUGGCGUUGGCUGGACUCAUGAUCCUAAUCAUUGUCAUCUAUGCAGGAUUUGUGAUCCCGGCGCCGGAGAUGCAUCCCUGGUUUUCCUGGUUGCGAUGGAUCAACCCACUCUUCUAUACCUUCGAGAGUCUCAUUUCCAAUGAGUUCCAUGGACGAAGUUUCGAGUGUUCUCAGUUUAUUCCUGGGUACCCUAGCUUGUCUGGUGAUGCAUUUAUUUGCUCUGUGCCUGGGUCCGUUGCAGGAGUAAGGACUGUGUCUGGUGAUUCCUUCAUCUACGCGCAGUACCGCUACAGCUACUCUCACGAAUGGAGGAAUCUCGGCAUCCUCAUUGGCUUCUGGAUGUUCUUUACUUGCAUCUACCUCAUUGCCACAGAGAUGAAUUCCGCCACGUCGUCCACAGCUGAGUUUCUUGUCUUUCGUCGUGGUCAUGUCCCUGCCUACAUGAAACCGACUAUUCAGGAUACAGAGAAGACUCCCACUUCCCAGACACUGGCGCUGGAGUCGCCAGCGGAGAAUGGAGAGCCCGUCGACUUGAGUACAGUUAUGCCCGAACAGCGGAGCAUCUUCACCUGGCAGGACCUCUGUUACGAUAUCCCGGUAAAAGGCGGACAGCGCCGCCUUCUCGAUCAUGUUGACGGCUGGGUUAAGCCAGGAACUCUUACGGCCUUGAUGGGCGUGUCUGGAGCCGGGAAAACCACACUGCUGGAUGUUCUUGCACAGCGGGUCUCAAUCGGGGUGGUCACUGGGGAUAUGUUGGUCAAUGGAGGGUCUCUUCCAGCAAGCUUUCAACGACAAACUGGGUACGUGCAGCAACAGGAUCUCCACCUCGCUACAUCUACUGUACGAGAGGCUCUGAGAUUCAGUGCAAUGCUACGGCAGCCCAAGAGCGUUUCCAAGGCAGAGAAGUAUGACUACGUGGAAAAAGUCAUCACAAUGUUGAAUAUGAAGGAUUUUGCGGAGGCUGUCGUCGGUACGCCAGGAGAAGGCCUCAAUGUGGAGCAGCGGAAACUCCUGACCAUUGGAGUCGAACUUGCAGCCAAACCCCAACUUCUGCAAAUUACUGACAAGGCGCGUCGCGUGGACAGCCUAUUUCUUGAUGAGCCAACAAGUGGCCUAGAUUCGCAGAGCGCAUGGUCUAUUUGCGCCUUUCUCCGUAAGCUCGCAAAUAACGGACAGGCGGUUCUUUCCACAAUUCACCAGCCAAGUGCCAUUCUAUUCCAGCAGUUUGAUCGUCUUCUCUUCCUAGCCAAAGGUGGGAAAACAGUUUACUUUGGCGAAAUCGGGGAGCAGUCCAGAACACUGCUCAGUUACUUCGAGCGAAACGGAGCAAGGAAGUGUGACCCCUCCGAGAAUCCUGCCGAAUACAUGUUGGAAAUCAUUGGCGCAGGGGCAUCUGGCCAAGCCACCAAAGACUGGCCUGUAGUUUGGAAAGAAAGCCCUGAAGCGCGCAAAGUAAAAGCCGAAUUAGGUCGCAUCCGUGCCUCGCAAUCUGUUCCCAAUGGUGGCCCUGCACCAAUUGAUAAAAUGUCGGACGAACAGGGAGAAUAUGCCAUGCCGCUCACUGCUCAGUUGUGGUGGGUCACUCACCGGGUAUUUCAGCAGUACUGGCGUGAACCUGCCUAUAUCGGGGCAAAGUUCAUGCUAGGCGUCGUUUCGGCUUUGUUCAUUGGCUUUUCCUACUUCUUGCCAGGACAAUCGAUUCAGGGGAUACAGAACCUUCUAUUCAGUUCCUUCAUGUUGACUUCAAUCUUCUCCACAUUGGUCCAACAAAUAAUGCCCAAGUUUGUCACUCAGCGCUCGUUGUAUGAGGUUCGUGAACGGCCAUCCAAAGCUUACUCAUGGGUGGCGUUCGUUGUCUCGAAUAUCGUCGUUGAGAUUCCGUACAUGACCAUUCUCGGAGUUCUGGUCUGGGCGAGUUACUACUAUCCGAUUUAUGGUGCAAAUCAGAGCUCGGAUAAGCAGGGACUAAUGCUACUAUUUGUGAUUCAAUUCUUCCUCUUCACCUCGACCUUCGCAGACCUGGUGAUCUCAUCCUUGCCGGAUGCCGAAACUGGAGGAACCGUUGCAACAUUGGCCUUUGCCUUGAUUCUAACGUUUAAUGGAGUCAUGCAGACCCCAACUGCACUCCCCGGAUUCUGGAUAUUUAUGUACCGUGUCUCGCCCCUAACCUACUUGAUCGCUGGAAUGUGCGGCAAUGCGCUGCACGGGCAGAGUGUUCAGUGUUCUAGCAGGGAGCUCAGUGUAUUUUCUCCGCCCCAAGGUCAGACAUGCGGUCAAUACCUGGCGGAUUGGUUGAGCGUAUCGCCAGGCCAACUCUCCAACCCCAAUGCCACGACGGGGUGCGAGUUCUGCGCCUUUACUAACGCAGACCAGUAUCUGUCUCUAAGCAAGAUCGAGUACAGCCAACGCUGGCGCAACUUCGGAAUUGGCUGGGCCUAUAUUGGUUUUAACAUUGCGGGGGCUGCAAUCAUCUACUAUGUUUUCCGUGUUCGCCACUACAAACCAACGUUGCUUCCGCGAGUAGUGACUGGCUGCGGAAAAGUCUUGCAUAGACUGUUUAGAAGAAGAUCCGGAAGCGUUCCGGAAGAGAAGAAGGCCGAGAACAGCCGCGUUCUUUGA
Aspergillus pseudoviridinutans is the source of this 2673-nucleotide messenger RNA. RefSeq lists its product as uncharacterized. Lineage: Eukaryota; Fungi; Ascomycota; Eurotiomycetes; Eurotiales; Aspergillaceae. The coding region runs from base 1 to 2673 and encodes 890 amino acids. The record is from RefSeq and is a predicted model, not a curated record. Gene Ontology annotation, molecular function: ATP binding; ATP hydrolysis activity; ABC-type transporter activity. The transcript is spliced from 6 exons. Gene Ontology annotation, cellular component: membrane. Gene Ontology annotation, biological process: transmembrane transport.